GUCGAAAUUAAUGAUCCAGAACUAAACGAACAGCUUUCGCUGUCCACGGCUGAUCUGAGAUUUGCAGAUUACGUCAUUCAACACGUCAAUGAUUACGUUGAAAAAGGCGAACAGGAAGCAGGUAAGUCAUGAACCCGUUUACUGCCGACGGUAGCCAAAGUAAAAAAAGGUCAACAAAAUUUCCAAAUCUCACUUUAUAAAAUGCUAAACAAGAGAUAGUACCAUGUGAAAGUACUGCAGAGGUUUCGCUUGAAUUUCUCAUACCUUAGGAUUAUGUCCACAGACGUAAAAGAUAGAACUAUGUACUGAGUAAGUAGUACCAUGUGAAAAUACUGUCCAACAGAUUUCAUUUGAAUGGUCACACUGUAGGAUUAUGUUCUCACACUGAAAAGUGAGAACUACCUUGUACAGCUUAAUAAUCAGUACCACAAGAAAUUACUGCUCAGUAGCUUUCAUUUGAAUAGUUACCACUCAAACAUUAUUUUCAUCCACAGACUCAAAAGUUAGAUCCACCUUGUACAGCAUAAUAAACAGUACCACAAGAAAAUACUGCUCAGUAGCUUUCAUUUGAAUGGUCACACCGCACAAUUUUUGUCCAGACUCAAAAGUUAGACCCACCUUGUACAACAUAAAAAAGAGUACCACAGGAACGUACUGCUCAGUAGCUUUCAUUUGAAUGGUCACACCGCACAAUUUUUAUCCACGACACAAAAUUUAGAACCACCUUGCAGAGCUCCAUUAUUCACUCUGGGAGUAAAAGGGCUAAGGUUGAUUACGGUAGGUCUGAGUAGAUACUAGAACCUAUAGAGCAGAGAACAUGCCCGUCACCAAACUGGGGCCUUGUCAACACCUUGCGCGUGCACACAGCCAGAUUACUAAGGUAGUGGCAGGCAUGGUCAGCUCUUGUAUACGCAGUGUUUGGGAUGACCAGCAUGUCAUAGGGUUGUGUUGGCUGUGUGUUUUUGAUAGGCGGGCAAAGAUGACACGGAAACCUGGUGACUGAAUUCGCGCAAGAAAGUAACCUUUCAGCCUUUAGAAUUGUUAGAAUGUGAUCCAUGUUUUUUCUUUUGUUCACCAGGAUGGGAUGGAAGCGAUGAGUGGAUACGAGCUCAAUUUAAGAUGUAUCUCAUGUCUUUGCUGUCCACCAUACAACACACAGGU
This is a messenger RNA of Porites evermanni, 1161 nucleotides long. The record is from the annotation of a GenBank genome assembly. Lineage: Eukaryota; Metazoa; Cnidaria; Anthozoa; Scleractinia; Poritidae.